CAUUUUGACCACUUUUGCUCUAGCAGGGAGAAUGAUCUCUUUGAUCUUUGAUUAAGAAGAAGACGUGUUUUAGGUUAGACUGGGUAUCAGCCUUGUGAUCCAUUACUCCUUGCUGGAUUUAUUAAAAUUGUGUUGAUGUACUUUAGCCUGUGAGGAAGAUCAGCUUCAGAGGAAGAAAAUCGAACAAAAUGGGUGAAGGGAAUUCAACACCAAAGCCUCCAGAAGACUUUGAAGAAUCAGACUUUGAUGAACCAUGGAGAAAAGUGGACUGGAAGAUUUUUCAACCACGAUUCAGUUAAAUGAAUAAAAAAUGUGAGGAUGGGAGUCCACACCAGCUUAUGUACCUCCACCAACUCCACCAGAUGGAGACGUGCAGGAAUCUGCUGGGUAUUCCAGUGAACCACAUCUUCCCUGUUAAAAACUACCAUGAGGAGAUGGACACAGACGAUGACAUGGAUGCUCUGAUUCUCAAAGCACUGGAUCAGAUCAUGAGCGUCGCCUGUGACGCACUGAGAAAAAAAAAAAGACAUCUCUGACCUCUGGUGAAAAAUCUGACCUUACGUAUGUAUAGGGCGGGAUCAACCAAGAUGAGCCUUGUGAUUUGUUUCUAAGCGUGACGUACCGAGAACGCCGCCAUAGCGACUGUGGUCCUGCUUCUGAAUCAGGGGUUUUAGGAGGAAGUGUUCGAGACAUCGCUGCCAUGCUAGAAAUGUCCACAUUAGGAGGCAGAGCCAAAGGAGCUAGCAGGAAUUACUUACAGGCGAGCCCGGACAUCCUCAGAUGAAACCAUGACUCUCUGAGUUCAGACGAAGAGAUCCAGAGUCGCCAUCACACCAUCAGCGGCCCCUUAACUGACUACGAGAUCCCCAUUGCACAGCAAGAGGGCACAGAACAAGGCGAAGUUACCAAAUCUCUGCGAAUUACUGAUGAACCAAUGGAAACACUCCCUGAGAGACCAACCCCAGAGCCCCGCCCCCGCUCCAUGCUCACUCAAGAAGAGUGGUCACGUGUGGAUGCCACGGCAACCUUGAGGAGGCCCCGCACACCUCACGACUCGAGCAGCGAGAGGGUCCAGCUCAACGAGACCAGCACUGUGAGACGACGGCCAAAAGUAAUAGCACCCACUCAGAGGGAUGAUGCGACAGAUGCCGCUAUUCGUGUAAGACCUGUAUCAGAGGUGGAACAUGUAUAUCGGGAAAGUGAUAUGAGCGAGGAUUUCCGGCGAGCGCUGAAGCCUCCAGUUUCCCCCAAACCAUCUCUGGGCCUCAGGAAGCCUGAGCCUCCCACCCCAACCAGGAGAGUCCCACUUCCAGGACCGGAGAACCAACACAGCACAGUGGAGGGCAAAAGAGUUCCACCGCCUGUGUCUCCAAAGCCAAGCCCUCCUCCUACACUUCCUAAACCAAUCAAAAUGAAGCCCUUACCAACACACACACUUACCCCACCCAGUGACCUAAACACACACCCACACUCCUCUACCAUUCUCCCCGAGCAAGUGGAUCAUCCUAUACUCAGUCCAUCAACCCCGACCCCCCAAACCAGCAGAAUCUCACACUUUGUCCCCAUGACCUUUGACAUCUCCCGCUCAGAGCCCCCAAACCCCCCAAACUCCUUCUACCCCUGGGUGCGGAUCUGCCCCAGUCAAACCCCCGAGAUCUUCCAUGGCAGGGCUGUCAGUGGACAUUCCCAGCCCUUUUGAGGCAGAGCCACGAGAGGUGGAAAAACACAACGAGGAUGACGAGCAAAAGAGACAAAGGAAAGAGAUAGCAGUGAUUAAGGGGCAAGAGAUGGGAACUUCCAGCGAGGUCACAAAGCUGACAGAGGGAUCAGAGCAGGUGCUGAUGAGGCGGAGGAAAGUGGGUGUGGCCAGACAGAUGCAGAUCGAAGGAGACAUCGAAAGCACAACAGAACAUGGUGUUGUAACUGCAGAUGAAAUUCGACAGAGGGCGCCAAAUGUCAGCGGAACGGAUGAAGGCAGAAUUCAUGGAGAAGAAGAAAUAAACCAGCUAAGGCUGGACGAGACCAGUGCCUCCUUAGCUGCAGCACUGGAGGUUGUAGAGGAAAGGAUCAUGACCGAAGACAAGUAUUUUUUAAUUCAUCAUUAAAUAUUACAAUUAAUAAUUAUUAGUUGAUACUAAUUAAAAUGAAUAAAUAUUUUCAAAUCCCACCUUGUGUUUUAAAAGCACAGUCAACAUUCUUGAUGAUAUUGGAAGCAUGUUCGAUGACCUCGCUGACCAGUUGGAUGCCAUGCUGGAUUAAAAAAGAAAAAGAAAAAAAAAGCACAAAAUAAAUCGUAAACAGAAAAGCACAGCAUCGUCUUCAUCUGAGCGCCUGAUCUGUUUAAAGCCACGCUUCAAUGAAUAAACGAAUAAACACUGAUUAGUUGAUCUUAUCAAGGAUUUUUUUUUUUUUUUAAAAGGACCUACUGGAAGGCAGAGAUCUUGGGUUUAAAACGUUAAAUCCAUGAAACAUCGACAUCAACAUCGUUUGGUGAAGGUUUUGGAGCCAGGACGUACGGACUGUUCUCAUGCUGCUUCCAGAGAUAAGCACAAUUAAAUGCUAACAAACUAUUUAAACAUUGUUAAGGUCAAGAAAUGCUAGCAAUGUGUCAGAGUGUGUGUGUGUGUGUGUGUGUGUGUGUGUGUGUGUGUGUGUGUGUGUGUGUGUAUUUCUAUGUGUGUACUAUGUUUGGGCUUUCCUUCACUGGCGAUCGACAUUUGUGUAUUCAUUUUUCAAUAAUAAUUGGAAUCACCAUUUUUGUGCUUUAAUGUUGAGUUGGAUACCCAGCUACGACGUUUUCAAAGGGGAACACAGGACAAAAUUUUGGAGGGAAAAAAACCCCUGAUUGAUAUGUUAAGGAAUACGCUAAAAGUCGAGGAACAUUGCUAGCUAGCUGAAAUAUUUCACAAUAUUUAGCAAAUAUUAGCACAAUAUUUCAUCUUUUCAUCUGAAAGACUCUGUCUCUCUAAGAUCCUCUUUUUAUACCCAAUCAUCUCACUGACCUGAUCCCAAUUAACCUCCAGCUGUUUCUUUUUUAGUAACACUUACUUUUCCAGCCGUUUGUUGCCCCGUCCCAACUUUUUUGAGACGUGUUGUGGCCAUCAAAUUCAAAAUGACCUUCUUUUUUAUUUCUUAAAAUGGUACAUUUGCUCAGUUUAAACAGUUGAUAUAUUUUCUAUGUUCUAUUGUGAAUAAAAUAUGGGUUUAUGAGAUUUGCAAA
Ictalurus punctatus (channel catfish) is the source of this 3220-nucleotide messenger RNA. RefSeq names its product interferon-induced protein 44. The record is from RefSeq and is a predicted model, not a curated record. Lineage: Eukaryota; Metazoa; Chordata; Actinopteri; Siluriformes; Ictaluridae. The transcript has 7 exons. The coding region runs from base 935 to 1699 and encodes 254 amino acids.